Messenger RNA from Leopardus geoffroyi (Geoffroy's cat), 3108 nucleotides. RefSeq names its product acyl-CoA synthetase short chain family member 2 (gene ACSS2). Gene Ontology annotation, cellular component: cytoplasm. Gene Ontology annotation, biological process: acetyl-CoA biosynthetic process. The record is from RefSeq and is a predicted model, not a curated record. Lineage: Eukaryota; Metazoa; Chordata; Mammalia; Carnivora; Felidae. The transcript has 18 exons. Bases 193 to 2310 code for a protein of 705 amino acids. Gene Ontology annotation, molecular function: acetyl-CoA synthetase activity.
UAACAUUCGUUUUGACCCCAUCGAGCAUGGCUCCGCCCCUCCGGGCCGCCAUCCGCCGAGGCUGCUUAAGCCACGCCUCCGCCGGCCGGGCCUCUCCUCCCGUAAGGCACCGCCCCCGGGCCAGCCUGUUUUCCUCUACUGGGCGCGAGAAGCUACCCGCAAAGGCUGCUACGGCGCUCGGAACUUGACGCUAUGGGGCUUCCGGAGGAGCGGGGCCGGAGCGGGAGCGGGAGCGGGAGCGGGAGCGGGGAGCGGGAGGAGUCUGGACCCCGGAGCCGGGUGCGGAGUUGGUCUCCGCCGCCCGAGGUCAGCCGUUCAGCGCACGUCUCUUCGCUGCAGCGCUACCGUGAGCUGCACCGGCGCUCUGUGGAGGAGCCGCGAGAGUUUUGGGGAGACAUUGCCAAGGAAUUUUACUGGAAGACCUCAUGUCCUGGCCCAUUCCUCCAGUACAAUUUUGAUGUGACUAAAGGAAAAAUCUUCAUCGAGUGGAUGAAAGGAGCAACUACCAACAUCUGCUACAACGUACUGGAUCGAAUUGUCCAUGAGAAAAAACUUGGCGAUAAAGUUGCUUUUUACUGGGAGGGCAAUGAACCAGAGGAGACCACCCAGAUCACGUAUCGUGAGCUUCUGAUCCAAGUGUGUCGAUUCAGCAAUGUUCUCCAAAAACAGGGUAUUCGGAAGGGCGACCGGGUGGCCAUCUACAUGCCCAUGAUACCAGAGCUCGUGGUGGCCAUGCUGGCGUGUGCCCGCCUUGGGGCUCUGCACUCCAUUGUGUUUGCAGGCUUCUCUGCAGAGUCUCUAUGUGAACGGAUCCUGGAUUCCAGUUGCAGCCUUCUUAUCACUACAGAUGCCUUCUACAGGGGGGAAAAGCUUGUGAACCUGAAGGAACUGGCUGACGAGGCCCUGGAGAAGUGUCGGGAGAAGGGCUUCCCUGUGAGAUGCUGCAUUGUGGUCAAGCACCUGGGGCGGGCAGAGCUGGGCACAGGUGACUCUCCCAGCCAGUCUCCCCCCAUUAAGAGGCCAUGCCCGGAUGUGCAGAUCUCCUGGAACCAAGGGAUUGACUUGUGGUGGCAUGAACUCAUGCAAGAGGCAGAGGAUGAGUGUGAGCCUGAGUGGUGUGAUGCUGAGGACCCACUCUUCAUCCUGUACACCAGUGGCUCCACAGGCAAACCCAAGGGUGUAGUACACACUGUUGGGGGCUACAUGCUCUAUGUGGCCACAACCUUCAAGUAUGUGUUUGACUUCCACGCAGAGGAUGUGUUCUGGUGCACAGCAGACAUCGGCUGGAUCACCGGCCAUUCCUACGUCACCUAUGGGCCAUUGGCCAAUGGUGCCACCAGUGUUUUGUUUGAGGGGAUUCCCACAUAUCCGGAUGUGAGCCGCCUGUGGAGCAUCGUGGAUAAGUACAAGGUGACCAAGUUCUAUACAGCACCCACGGCCAUCCGCCUGCUCAUGAAGUUUGGAGAUGAGCCUGUCACCAGGCAUAGCCGGGCAUCCUUACAGGUGCUAGGCACAGUGGGUGAACCCAUUAACCCUGAGGCCUGGCUGUGGUACCACCGGGUGGUUGGUGCCCAGCGCUGUUCCAUCGUGGACACCUUCUGGCAGACAGAGACAGGUGGCCAUAUGCUGACCCCCCUCCCUGGUGCCACACCAAUGAAGCCUGGUUCUGCUACCUUCCCGUUCUUUGGUGUAGCUCCUGCAAUCUUGAAUGAGUCUGGGGAAGAGUUGGAAGGUGAAGCUGAAGGUUACCUGGUGUUCAAGCAGCCCUGGCCAGGAAUCAUGCGCACAGUCUAUGGGAACCAUGAACGCUUUGAGGCCACCUACUUUAAGAAGUUCCCUGGGUACUAUGUGACAGGAGAUGGCUGCCGACGGGACCAGGAUGGCUAUUAUUGGAUCACUGGAAGGAUUGAUGACAUGCUGAAUGUAUCUGGACAUCUGCUGAGCACAGCAGAGGUGGAGUCAGCACUUGUGGAACAUGAGGCUAUUGCAGAGGCAGCUGUGGUCGGCCAUCCUCAUCCUGUGAAGGGCGAAUGCCUCUACUGCUUUGUCACCCUGUGUGAUGGCUACACCUUCAGCCCCACCCUCAUCGAGGAACUCAAGAAGCAGAUUAGAGAAAAAAUUGGCCCCAUUGCCACACCGGAUUAUAUCCAGAAUGCACCUGGCUUGCCUAAAACCCGCUCAGGGAAAAUUAUGAGGCGGGUGCUUCGGAAGAUUGCUCAGAAUGACCACGACCUGGGGGACACGUCUACUGUGGCUGACCCAACUGUCAUCUGCCAGCUCUUCAACCACCGCUGCCUGACCAUCCAGUAAACAAGACCCUGCCCUUCACCCAGGCUUGCCCCUGCUUGGCUUUGCAAAGUUUUCCCAUCCUCCCUGCCCCCAUCCAGGAGUGCUGAGGGUCAAUGCAGACCCACACCACCUCUCUUGACCAGCUGUCUGGGACUGAGGACCAGCUUUGCCCCUGUGUGGAGGCAACUUCCUGUGGUUGCCAGAUAGAUAGGACAUGGCCCAGGUUAGCAUCAGCUUGCUGAGCUCCUAGACUUUAAGAGCCCUUGGAGCCCAGAACAGGACCUGAAGGUCAUGUCCCUUACUCAAGUUAAGAAUGUAGAGGGCAAGUGAGGGCCUAGACUGAAGCAGGUAAGCAGCUCUGUAAUCCUGUCAGCUCUCUCAGGAAGCACCACUACUUAUCUUGGGUAUGCAUUUUCCCUUAGAAAUGCCUGUUUGUGAGUCCCAGAACAAUUGAUUAUUAUUUUUUUAAAUACUUUGCUGGUUCUGUUCUGGAUCUAAAUUCCCUUUUGUGCCAGAUGGCAGUGCUUUUCUGCCCAUUUGCUUCAGGGGCUGUGCAGGCAGGCUCAGUUUCCAGAGGGUUUUCAGAUUAUCUGCUGCUUUGCUGGAGUAAAUGUGUUUUGUUCUUAGGGCCAGAAGAGCUUAUCUUCCUUGUCCUCUGUUCCCAUCCUUCCAUGAACAGUCCUUCCCAUAAGAGACACUCUCAGAUGAAAUUCUUCUUGCUCCAGUCAUGCUCAGGCCCUAUGGUUAUAGGAAUAAAGUCUGUGACCUUAAGAAGGCAGUGACUUGUUUUCUUAGGUGUCUUACAGACUGUGUACUUGC